AUGAACUUUCCACAGCCUAAAGUCUCUCCAUUACCUUCGGGUAUCAACCUCCAAGGCAGAACAGUGUUGAUAACAGGUGCGACAGCAGGCAUGGGCUUAGAGACAGCGGGACAGCUGCUCAAGCUUGACGUAACGCACCUUAUCCUUGCUGUGAGGAACGUAUCAAAGGGCAAUUCUUGCAAAAAGGAGCUGCAGAAAAUCAAUGCCAACGCAGCAAUUUCCAUUCUUGAGCUCGACAUGGACGAUUACGGAAGUGUACAAGCUUUCGCCAAAACGCUGCAGGAACAAGUCCCCACGAUCGACGUCAUGCUCCUUAACGCGGGUAUUGGGCUGUAUCAUUUCGAACGUAGUCCGAGUGGACAUGAACGGGUUAUGCAAGUCAACUAUUAUUCAAACGUCCUGUUAGUUGCUACACUCUUGCCGUACCUUACAGCGAGUGCCGAGAAGACCGGACGCCCGACUCGCAUCACCUGGGUCGGCAGCCGAAUGUACUUCGACACGUCUUUGGAGAAGAAAGCACCGAUGAAGGAUAAAGAGUCGAUACUUGAGCACAUGGAUUCAAAGGACUUGUUCCUCCCUAGCCAGAGAUACAAUGACACCAAGCUUCUAUGCGCAAUGUUCCUGUACAGUCUAGCUCCGCGACUCGAUAGGAGCAAGGUUGUUUUCAACAUGGUUUGUCCCGGUCUAGUCAAGACGAAUAUGAGUGACGUCCUGCCCUUCCAUCUACGCAUGGUCAUGAAUGUCAUGAAACCUCUCCUAGGGCGACCAAUCGAGGUUGGAGGUCGCAUUCUCGUCAAUGCAGCGGUGGUGGCAGGACCGGAAUCGCAUGGCGCAUUCCUCGGAGAUAAGGACAUUAUUGAGUAUGACCUCCUUCGUCGUUGCAUUCGAAAAAUUACCUGGCAGCUAAUCAGGAAUACUCUGCAGCCCAUCUCCAUAUCUUCUGUCUCUUGCUGGCAAAGCCGACCAGGAGAAGCUGUGGAGAGAAACAGUCACAGAAAUGCAAGAGCUGACCCAGCUACCCGCCGAAUUUCUUUGAAGGAGGUCUGA
This is a messenger RNA of Trichoderma gamsii, 1047 nucleotides long. RefSeq lists its product as hypothetical. NCBI's taxonomy places the organism in Eukaryota, Fungi, Ascomycota, Sordariomycetes, Hypocreales, Hypocreaceae. The coding region runs from base 1 to 1047 and encodes 348 amino acids. The transcript has a single exon. The record is from RefSeq and is a predicted model, not a curated record.